AAUAAUGGAGUCCAAAAAUGAACAAGUGGCAAAAAAUGUCAACAUGGAAAAUAGCAACCAGGAAAAUAAAAAGAAGGAUCCAAAGGAGCGGGAUGCUAAUAAAGGAGAACAUUUGGAAGUUGGUGAAUAUCAUGUGCCCAGAGGAAUUCCUAGGCAGCUACUUGUUAGGCAGCCCCUCUUGCAGGAUAGAAGGGACAUGAUUAUGAGGCUUGGAGGGCCACAGGGAAGGAUGAGAGAAGACAAUAUGGAAAGGAUUGGAAAUGAAAUGAGAGAGAUCAUGCAAAAACUGAGGGAAAGGCAAUUGACUCAUAGUUUGCGGGCAGUUAGCACUGACCCUCCUCACCUUGACCAUCACGAUGAAUUUUGCCUUAUGCCUUGAAUCCUGAUGUUUUCUCUGAAAUUGAUAGGGAUAUAUCUGAUUUAUAAACUUACAUGUUUGUGAUGCAGUUUUAUUGUAAACCUUUUGAUGUCACUCAUUUCUGGUGGGUCCUUUAUUGCCAGUUUCUAGUUGAAUGCUGUUUUUGACCCCCAUCUGUAAGAUUUUACUAGCAGGGAAAUUUUACCUAUUGCAUGGGGAAACCCUCACUAUAUAUUGUGAAAUUAAUAAAGCAGUUUAAGAAAGCAAUCUGUAUUCAUUU
Messenger RNA from Sorex fumeus (smoky shrew), 638 nucleotides. RefSeq names its product protein BEX1-like. The transcript has a single exon. The coding region runs from base 5 to 379 and encodes 124 amino acids. NCBI's taxonomy places the organism in Eukaryota, Metazoa, Chordata, Mammalia, Eulipotyphla, Soricidae. The record is from RefSeq and is a predicted model, not a curated record. Gene Ontology annotation, cellular component: nucleus; cytoplasm. Gene Ontology annotation, molecular function: signaling receptor binding. Gene Ontology annotation, biological process: signal transduction.